CAUCGCACGCCACCACAUUUAUUCCGUGAGUCAUUCUACAUGAAGUGUGUCUUCCUUUACAGAUACAGAUAAAGGCGUGAUGUUGAGAAAAGAAACAUGUCUACUGCUUCUUAUAAUUCCUGUGAUUUCUGGAUUUAAUGUCGGAAUCAAAGGAGCCAAGAUUUUGACCGGAAGUCGUGGGUCAAUGUUGGGCUACUCGCUCGAUUUUGCUACCAGAGGGAACAAUGUUUGGUUAUUGGUUGGUUCACCAAAGGCAAAUGAUUCUACAGCCGUGCCGACAGGAAGCAUGUACUACUGUAAGCCGGCCGGACUGAGAACUCUGGGGGACUGCGGGGAAAUAGACGUCAAACGCUUCGCUCCUGUCAGUCCAGGUGGAGGGUUCAGAGAACACCGCACAGAAAUGUGGCUGGGUUCCUCAGUAGAUGUUGGAAUGGUUGCAAAUGCAGUGACGUUCUGCGGACCACGUUGGAUGAGAGAUUCCUCAGAUAGUAACGUUCGCGCAAUGAACGGACUCUGCUACGAAGUGCCAUUUGGAUGGCUAGAAGGAGAUGACUCAGGACUCGUAAAGCCCAUUGUUUUGGUUGGAUUGUACAAUUCCGAUCUGGCAGACCAGUUUACAAUAGCAGAUCAAGCAAAAUUUAACCAGACCUUGAAGUAUGGGGUAUCCGCAUCAGGACUCUCCAUUAAGUACUUCAAUGAAGAAGUGUUAGUAGGAUCUCCAGGUUUAAAUGAAUUUGCAGGUGGAGUCCUCAAUGUGAAGGGAGCUACAUACACACCAGAGGAGGAAGAUACAACUGAAGCCAAACAGGGGCAGAUGUACGGCUAUGCGAUUGGUGUUGGAAGGUUCUAUGAUGGAACCACAUAUCACUUUGCCAUCGGUGGUCCAAGGGAUGGUGGCUCAGGCAAGGUUAUGAUAAAGGGCACUGAUUAUACAGUGAAAGAAACAUUGACUGGAAUGGAGCCUGGGAGUUAUUUUGGGUCGGUUUUGUGUGUCGUACCCGGAGAGAAUGGAGGCCCCGAUCAUCUACUGGUAGGAGCUCCUAUGUACGGUAACAUGCAGACCUACUCCAACUACUACAAGAGCAAUCAGGAGCAAGGGCGGGUGUACGUGUACGGAAAAAGCCAGACUAAUAACAAAUUAGAGGUGAAACAGACACUAGAAGGAUCCAAAGCUAGAGGGGCCAGGUUUGGCUUUGCCAUGGCCAAUCUUAAUGAUUUCAACAAGGAUGGUUAUAAUGACGUAGUUAUUGGGGCACCUUUUGAGAAUGACGGACAGGGAGCGGUGUAUGUGUAUAUGGGGUACAGGAGAGGAUUUUACUUGACACAGACAAUUACUGCAGGCCUUCAACAGUACACAUUUGAUUUAGCUGUUGGUGCCUACAAUUCGGACAUGGCCUUUAUCCUGUACACAAAUCGACCAAUCACAAUGGUAGUGGACACAAAGACCAACCUAUCACUACCAGCGGGAGGGGGAAAGGCUACAAUUAUACCCCAAAACACGGAGGGGUUCACACUAAAUGUGUGCUUCGAUUAUGAGGGAAAUAAUAUUCCUUCUGAUGUGUUGGUGACCUUUACAGUAACAGCUGAUACAGAAUUUAGGGCCAGCACUGGCUCUAAUGUGGAUCGUGUAUGCUUCAUUAAAUCAGAUAACACUUGUGUAGACACAAUGACCUCAAUCAUCCAUAUUCAAGGCAGUUUUGCUCCUUUGGCAGAACUAACCUGCCCAAAGUCUCCAUUACAAGUCCUUAUCAAAGACGACUGGAAUAAGAUGAGGGGAUUGUUUGUUCCUGUGGUCUUUGAUGUGGAGUUUACGGUAUCUACCAGUGGGAGUACAGAGUGCACUGUGGGUUGUCCCAUGGUCAAUAAGUUUGAUCCUAAUAAUGACGACCCAUUUGCCAAGACUCGGAAAUAUUCAUACGAGCUGGCAAGAGAUGGGUGUGGAACGGAUAACAUAUGCCAGUCAGAUGUCAAACUUAUGGUCGUGGCACCCGACGAGAUCAUAACGGGACCGCAGGCUGAAUACACCAUUGAAGCCACCGUCAGUAAUGAUGGAGAACCGUCCUACAACACUGAAGUCUACUUUAAAUUCCACCCUAACAUGACCCUCUCGGACACAAUGAGUAUCACUAAAAACCUUCCCGUAAGCUGUUCACCAGACAUUGGUUCAGUGCAGUGUUCCCUCAAUAAGCAAAAGAUGGCCCGAGGAGAAACAUUCAAAUUUGCUAUCAAACUGGACAGUAGUCAAGUCCUGCCAUUGACUGACUCUUUUAAUUUGAGAGUAGAGGUGAAAUCAGACAGUAAUGAUCUUAGUAUGCAGGACAAUGUUUAUACUAAAUCUGUGGAAUUAAUUACAAAAGUGGAUGCUACUUAUAAUCUUGCUGCCAACCCAGAGGUUCACAUAACCAAAACAGCUCCAGAAAAACCCACCAUAGAAGUUUACCACAGCAUACAAAUAGUUAACACUGGGCCAAGUAAUCUACUGGACACAUUGACUUUUGACCUUAAUUAUCCGCAGUCUAGCCAAGUUAAAGUUAUUAAAAUUGUUCUAAAUGUUUCCGCUGCGACUGAUGACACACUGAUAAGAUGCCAGAAUCUCCGGCUACAGCCUGAGGGUAUGACCAAUCUAACCUACAGAGCGUUCACGGUUCCCUUUGAUGAAGCUAGAAAUUCAAGAUCAGGGACCAAUUUUGAUUGCAGUGUUGGAGGAUCAUGCUCUAGCUUGGAGUGUGAUAUUGGAACCUUCAUGUAUGACAGCUUCAUUUCAGUGGAUUUUUCUUUUGAGGUUGUCCAAAACUUGUACGAUAUAAUAAAUGAUCAAACAGGGAAUGUAAUACCAGAAGUUCCCAUAGUAACCACCUUUGAACCAAAAACCAAUAACCCAGCAGUCAAUUUACAGGUUCAAGGAGAGGCCAUGAACGAGACUUGCGUAGUCAGAGUGGUGACUAGAAUUGACUGUAAACCAGUGGAAGAGGACGUUCCUGUCUGGGCUAUUGUUUUACCUAUUGUUAUUGCCGUCAUUAUUCUCGGGGUCAUCGUUUUCGGUCUAUGGAAGAAAGGAUUCUUUAAAAGAAAAUACAAAGUUCGAAUGGAAGAACAGAAAGCAAGCAAAGGAAAACCAGAUGAAGAUGAUGAUUUUGACAAUCUUCAUCAAGCAACUGUUGUUCAAGUGAAUGAUGAAACAGACGAUGAAAAGCCAAAAUUAUCAACUUUUACAACUCCAACAGAGGAGGGAGAAAAGGAGAAGAAAGAAGAGGAAGAGGAGGAGGAUUUAGAUUUUGAAACCAAUAAAGGUGAAGAACCUGAUUGGGGUGGGUUAGAUAAGCUAAUGGAAGAUUUGAAUCUUAAGGCAGGUCGUGAUGCAGGGUCUGGGCCAGUGGUAGAAGCCCCUGUAUCUAAACAUUCAGAUAACCCAGUGAAUGCUGUUGUUAAGCCUACCGGCAUGGACUAUGAUGAUAUAGAGGAUGAUGAAGAAAAAGUGACUGAAGGGACAAGUUUGAUUCCUAGGGAAGAACCUUCCAGUCUGAAGGAUGAGGAAGCAAAGACUGAAGAAGACAUUCCUGACUAUGCUAAAAUAGAUAAAUCUAGGAAAACUUCUCAAAAAGAGCCACUUUUAGGAGAUUCAGCAAAAUCAGAGGAUAAUGAAAUCCCUGAUUAUGCUGUAGUUAACAAAAACAAGAAAAAAGACGAUUCUUGAAGAAAAAAAAUGUAUGUUUCUUCUAAUGUUUUAACAAAUGGUUGUCUACAAACGCAGGUGUACUCAUGAAUGUUGUGAAAUUGCUUUAACAACAUAUCACAUAUCAUGUGGCCAUGGUCAGCUUUAAGUGUUUGACUGAUAGAUAAUAUGACUGAUUUAGCAGGGGUCUCUGGUCCCUUUCAUCAUUUCACACUGACACCAUUUAGAUGGUUAUGCUGAAGAAGAAGAAGACAUUAAUUUUUGAGUUCUUUCCAAAAUGGUGUUCCCAGAGAGGGAUAUGGUUAUUCUACAAUUUCUCGUUUAUUUAUUGCAUGCUUAACAACCAAGAAGUAUCAGACUGUUGUCAAAGGCUUUUAGUGAUUUGGAAUUAAUAUUAAUGUCUUUUUUUUUUUGUUUUGUUUAAGUUUAUUAUGGUUUGAUUAUAGUCUUUUAUUUACGUAAACUUGAUUGUAAUGUUAGAAGAUAAUAUUAGUAACAGUGUACAUUGGUAUCACAGACAGGGCGGCAGCUCCAGAGUCACCGGAAGUAUCAGAACCAGAAUCCAG
This is a messenger RNA of Saccostrea cuccullata (small rock oyster), 4239 nucleotides long. Its product is annotated as integrin alpha-4-like. NCBI's taxonomy places the organism in Eukaryota, Metazoa, Mollusca, Bivalvia, Ostreida, Ostreidae. Gene Ontology annotation, cellular component: external side of plasma membrane; integrin complex. Gene Ontology annotation, biological process: cell-matrix adhesion; integrin-mediated signaling pathway; cell adhesion mediated by integrin. Gene Ontology annotation, molecular function: integrin binding. The record is from RefSeq and is a predicted model, not a curated record.